Nestor notabilis (Kea) is the source of this 681-nucleotide messenger RNA. Its product is annotated as monocarboxylate transporter 10-like. The record is from RefSeq and is a predicted model, not a curated record. The transcript has 2 exons. Lineage: Eukaryota; Metazoa; Chordata; Aves; Psittaciformes; Psittacidae. Gene Ontology annotation, molecular function: monocarboxylic acid transmembrane transporter activity. Gene Ontology annotation, biological process: transmembrane transport. The coding region runs from base 18 to 623 and encodes 201 amino acids.
GGGUGAGCUCUCUUUCUAUGGGGAUGGUCUUCUUCUGUUCUCCAAUAGUCAGCAUAUUCACAGACCUGUUUGGUUGUCGAAAAGUAGCUGUUAUUGGAGCUGCAGUAGGGUUUGUUGGACUCCUUUCAAGUUCUUUCGUAAGCACCAUUGAACCUCUGUAUUUCACCUAUGGAGUUUUGUUCGCCUGCGGCUGCUCAUUUGCAUACCAGCCGUCCUUGGUCAUUCUGGGCCACUAUUUCAAGAAACGCCUUGGACUAGUGAAUGGCAUUGUCACUGCAGGCAGCAGCUUGUUCACCGUGUCACUGCCCUUCCUCUUGAGAGUUUUGAUCGAUUCUGUUGGUCUAUACAACACCUUGCGGGUCCUGUGCAUCCUUAUUUUUAUUCUGUUCCUGGCUGGCUUUACAUACAAACCCCUUGUUUACAACGCCAAAGACAAAGAGGGAGGAAAGAAGGGAAAGUUCAGAUUUCCUCCUGAAAAAAAGAUCUGUAAUUUCUCAGUUUUCAAAAUUCUCAGUUACCGAAUCUGGGCUUUUGGGAUCCCAGCUGCACUUUUUGGAUACUUUGUGCCUUAUGUUCACUUGGUAAGUGCAUGUUUCUUCCUACAUACGAUGGAUUUAAAAUGACAGCUAUUUUCUUUUGUGUGAUAGGUGAUAGGAAGCAACAUUUACAGUGCAAGUUGUU